ACCCUGGCCAUUACACCAAGCUCCCCACUUUCUUCCAUCUGUUUACCCGUCCGUCUUAUUCAUGGUUAUUCAUGGAAAUAGGUUUUGUCUUAUUUUCUUCGGGCCGAAUAAUUUUCCAUAAUCAAAUCUUUUGGACUCACCGCACGAUUCUGCCAUCUACUCGAUCCCUUGAGUGACGACAUUGUCAAUCCGACAAGAUGGGCCGCAAGCCCAAUCCUAUAAUUCUCGAGUUCUUCGAGAGAGGAGCCAAAUUGAAUGAUAAUAGUAAUAGGUAUCACCAUAGCUGCAAGUCAUGUGGCGAAAACUUUCCCAAGGGUCGAUAUGACAGUCUGAUCAAUCAUUUAAUCAAGAAAUGUCCCGCCCUCUCAAAAGAAGCGAGGACCCGUGCCUGUCUUGCUGUACACGGUAUUAACAAUGCUUCCAACAAUUCCGCAUUUAACGGUCUUUUGCAUACUGGUCCUAACCAUGGCCCAUUUCCUGGACACCCCCAAGGCCUUUCUGCGCCCUCACUCGAUCAAUCUCAGAAUCAGAUCUGGACACCCCUAGAAACCCUUGCCGAAGUCUCUCGUCAGUUUGAGGCCCACGAGAAGCAUGACGAUCAUGCCCCUAUCUCUCAAGAUCCUACGGCUGAAGCUGUUCAAACAACUUUGGCUGCUGCUGUCGUACCUGUUGCGGCUGCUGCCAAUUCAUUCGAGCUUCAUGAGCAGUUCACUUUGGACAAUCCGCCGACAAAUUUGGACGGUCAAUCGCAGCGAGAUUUUAAGGAUAUCAAUAUGCUGCAGAAGCAUUCCGAGAGCCUUACCGCGGAGGAGAGGCUUAGACGCGCAUUCGAAGCCAAAGCGGGAUCGCCCACCCACUCGGCACUCUCCGUAGCCAUGGCAGCAACGGCUCACCUGAAUACGUCCCUAUUAGACCCGCAACUAAUGACCGACGAAUCCAUCCAUGAUCACCAUGCUCAAAGUGCCGAGAUGCUAAUUGAUUAUCCCCCGUCCCCGGAGAGGCCGCAUACGGUGCCAAAUACAGCCGAACCUACAGCUCCUUGGGAGGGUAUGACUUACAUGCCCCAGGACAUUCACGCUCCCGCAACUGUGAACGAUCAUGGUCAGCACCUGGCAGCGACUCUGAAUAGAGGUGGAUUUCGCAUGGAUACAAGCAAUACCCUCAAUGGAGUUCGACACCGACAUAGUCGAGCGCGGUUCGACACCAGUCGCAGAAAGGAGGUCCAAGAGAUUCGUCGUAUUGGAGCAUGCAUUCGCUGUCGCAUUCUGCGCAAGACUUGCUCUAAGGGUACACCGUGCAAUGCCUGUAAGAAAGUCCUUGCACCUCGGAUUUGGCAUACAGGGUGUGUCCGAACGAAGCUCUCAGAACACAUCAACUUGUACUCAGCCGGUGUCCAAGUUGUCAUGUCGCAAAAGCGUAUUAAUGGCUACAAGACCACUCACAAUUUACAGAAUAAUGGGCUUGUGCUUGAGGUCUCACAUUUCCCUGAGACUGGACAUAAAGCCACCUUUAAGGUUCUACAGGGGACUCCCAAGGAGAAAAAUGAUGAUGGUGGUGCUGGCCCCGGUCCGGUGAUAUUACUUGACAACAACGAGGAUAUCCCGACAAAAGUUGAGGCAUAUAUGCGCGAGAAUCUCAAUGAGUUCAUCCGCCGUGAGCCGUCUCCAUAUGUCAGUGUCACACUAGAUAUUGCUACCACGGUUGCAAAUAACACCAAUGAUGAACUUCUCAAGAGAUCCUUGGAGCUUUGGGGAAUUGUUGAGAUGAUGGAUAGAGAACGACAAUGGACAAUGCUCGUAAAAGGAGAUGAUAAAGAGUAUCUGAUCAAGGACGAUUCUGACUGCGAGGCUUAUACCAAUAUUUGCAUGCAGCUCACCGCCGCAGCCGAGCGCAAAGCAUCAGCCGCUAGCAAAGUCCUCCUAAAUGGUAUCCAGAAGCACCUGCAGGACGGCAAGGCAAAACUCGGGUUUCCCAUGUUCUUGACCGUGAUGCUUUUCCUCAACUGUAUGGAGAAAACUACGUGGGCGUUCAAAGCAUGGGAUGAGGAGAAUCUACGCCCGAAGUGGCCUCUUGAGAAGCCCCCGAACAGCUUCACAACCCAGGGCCAGGAACUAACUGAGCUACUCAGAAUGCUGCUAGUCAUCCGACACAUUCUGCCGAAGACAAUGGCCAUGGGCCCGGAGUCACCACUUGUGGCCAACGAUAACGAUCCAACCGUGCAGGAUUAUUUCCAUUACCUCAAUGUCACGACCGCCUACUUGGAGUCUCGUCGUGAUCAAAACAAUUUCCAGCCGACAGAUUCUCGAUCUCUCGAGUUUUUAUUCUGUUCGUCUCUUCUGCUCAACAACUAAGGGCCUUUCUUAAUCCAAUAGACCAUGGAUUUUUUUUUUUAUUUUUUAUUUUUUUGAACGCAUUACAUUUCACACGAUU
Messenger RNA from Daldinia caldariorum, 2430 nucleotides. RefSeq lists its product as uncharacterized. The transcript has 2 exons. Bases 198 to 2351 code for a protein of 717 amino acids. Gene Ontology annotation, molecular function: zinc ion binding; DNA-binding transcription factor activity, RNA polymerase II-specific. NCBI's taxonomy places the organism in Eukaryota, Fungi, Ascomycota, Sordariomycetes, Xylariales, Hypoxylaceae. The record is from RefSeq and is a predicted model, not a curated record. Gene Ontology annotation, biological process: regulation of DNA-templated transcription.